Messenger RNA from Planococcus citri (citrus mealybug), 5010 nucleotides. RefSeq lists its product as uncharacterized. The record is from RefSeq and is a predicted model, not a curated record. NCBI's taxonomy places the organism in Eukaryota, Metazoa, Arthropoda, Insecta, Hemiptera, Pseudococcidae. The coding region runs from base 204 to 4406 and encodes 1400 amino acids. The transcript has 15 exons.
AUUUUAUUUCAUCAUGAAGUUAGUUAUCAUCAGUCUCAUUUUCGUGUAAUAAUUACAAUUAAAACAAACCGCGAUCAAAGUUUACUUAUUCGUGAAUCUUUACAAAGAAUGCGUUUCUUUUAAUCGUAUCGUGAAUUAGUUAAAAGUACAGUGAAACGUGAAUUAUAAAUAACAUUCGUUUUUAUAACAAACAGCGGUUCAAAAUGUCCAGCUUGUCGAGAUCUCCUACGGAUCGAAACUCAGGCAACAAUUACGUUAGAUUCCGCGUGUUUUCUCAUCAUAAUGGAGAUUGUCUGCAAGAAUUUGCAAUCAAGUUGAAAGAAAUUACUUGGGAUAACUUUCUGCGAUACUUGUUCGGAUCUCAUACGUUCGAAAGACAUCAACCUACGAUCAUCUUACUCGGCGAUAAACACAGGAUCGUUUUGCAAAACACCAACAUCAAGCAAUUGAUUCGAGCCGGUUUAACAGAAUCGAGGACAGGAAGCUAUGUGAAUUUAUUGGUUCCCGAUUUCGAUAAAUAUUUCUUUCCUUCGAUGUCUGCUCCUGGUCAGCUUACUUCGAACGACGAUGAAAUAAAGAGAAAGAAAACCGAUGUGAAAGAUUUCGCUGAGAUUUUCUCCAAACGAAUGGAUUUACCUACGAUGGAUAAUUUCGUUCAGAGCAUGCCUCAUGUUAAUUUCAUGCGUGAAGAAAGAGAAGAAGCUGUUCACGUUGAAAUGCCUGCUCGUGAAAACACCGCUCAAUUGGGAGAAUUGCACGUGAAACUUUUGAAAGAUGGAGAUUUAGCUAGUCUGCUGAAAGAUGGAGCUACGUUGAUUUUACCCAGUGGCGAGAAUAAAAUGGUGUCUGUAAAGUUCAAUAAUGAUCAAUUGCCGACGUUCAACGAGACUCGUUGUAAAUACAGGAACUUGAAUUUGGCUUACGAAUGCAGCGAUUUGAAAAUACCAGUUUUGUUGGACGAUGAUGUCAAAUUCUUGUUUAAUCGAGAUGCCGAAUUCGUUCAGAAAAUGGCGGAAACACUGGAAACUGCCGAGCAGAAACAGAAAGAACACAUCGUUCGGCUGAAGAAAUUCCAGGAAACCAUGAAAAAAUUACGAACGGUCAACGAAACGUCGACCGAAGCUCCAGCUCCAUCUCCAUCGACCACCACCGCUCCAAUCCCAGCUCCUGUUCCAGCUUCACUACCCGAAACGCCAGCAACUGCAGCUUCGACUCAAGCGACACCCGCUGCCCCUCAGCCCGACCCGGUCAUCCCAGCCACUUCGGAAGGAUCAUCGAACGAAGGACCAGGAGCCCAAACGGCAUCUCUUAGAGUCUUCCGUAGACCGCAUCGUUCGGCUCAAAAACGAAGCAAACGAUGCUUGGCUGCUGCUGCAUUAGCGAACGGUGUUUUAUCAUCGGCUGGCAGAUUUGGAUCUUCUGUAGCCGAUAAUCAAUGCGUCGGUAGCUAUAAUCGUGAUCGUGACAGUAUCGUUGCUGCGUUGCAAGAUCUAUCUCUGGUGAGUGGAUCGCAAACGAGAUGUCCUGGUUUGGCUGCAUCGAGCUAUUACCCUAGACCGCAGGUUACCCUUAACCCUGGUUUGAAUACGGUUGCUAACGAUGCUCAAGAGAGUGCAUCCGAUCCUCCGGCGUGGUUCGGUGAUAUGUUGGAUAAAUUCAAAAGUGAAGUACUACAAGAGGUGAAGAGUAUGGUGAAAGAUGUUAUAGAUACGUCUGUUCCGGCUCAGUCCGCCAAUGAUUUGAAAACGUCGCUGGAAUCUAAUCAAGAUGACGAUCAGUGUCAUUACAAAGCGUUAGAUGGAUCUUCACCAUCCGGCAAACACAAACACCACGGCGGCGGCGGCGGAUCAUCGAAGAAGAAAUCCGGAUGCUCAAAACGUGGCGGAGGCGUGGUCCCUGUUAAUACAGAAAACAAAACCGUGACGCCGUAUACCUUUUCAGAGAGGAUUUUGGAAAUAUCCAACAGCCUUUUCGUGUACUCGAAAAGCGGCUACAAAGUUCGCAUGCCCCGGAAUGCAUCGUUGACCAUACAGAUCCGCGUUGGAAAAUUGUCCAAAUACCGUAGUUCGUUGGAAGAUAUCGACUUACGCGUGCAGUCGGUUUCCAAUUCGAUCGAAUGCUGCGUUAAACCAGCCGCUCCGGUGUCCACUGCGGGUAAAACGGCGCCCACGUUCACUUCGGCUAAUAUGGAUCCUCCGAUUAACUACGACGUUCGUAUCAAGUCUAAAGAUAAAUCUGGUAAAUUCAGAUUGUACUUUAAUGUCAUCGCUGGUGGUAGAGUUAUUGGACACGCGUUCAAGAUCGACGUUCGCGUCAAGAAAGAAUACACGUUGCCUUUCAAUGGCUCGGAAGGAACAUUGAACUACGAAAACGAAGUGCUAGCUGUUCCGCUCCCAGAACCGAACCCGAUCCCGAUCCCAUCCACAUCUUCCGGCUCAGGUGUGACUUUCGCCGAAACGCAGAAAUCCGCCUCAGAAAUAUCCGAAGCCGUAGCAGCCGCAGCAGCCGCCGUUGUUGAACUGGCCGACGAAGGUAUCGGAGGCAAUCAGGAGGAUUAUUUAUCGUUGACGUCCGAUUCCGAAUACUCGGACGUAUCGGACUCGAAACCGGAUGCGUUACUCAAAGACGAAGGUAUCGAUACGUGUUAUCGUUCGAUGGUCAACUUGGAGAACCAGUGCCCUCAUCCCCAUCUGGAUUCAAAUUCCGAUACCGAUUCGUCGAUUAGCUUCUUGAUGGACGAGAACGAGGCCAGAGGAGACGAGCUGGAUGAUUCGUUGGAUGUGGUCCAGAUGCCUAGUUGUUUCAUUCCGAAUGCUGAAUUGACCGAUGAUGUAUUGCCCGUUCGUAUCAUACGUAAAGCUUCUUCCGUGACCAAACGUAUCGAAACCGAACAGCCACAACAGCAGCCAGAGAAUUCCAAACCAUCGGCCUUCGAUUCGAGUACCUUGACACCAGUUUCGACUGCUUCGACCAACGUUGCUGCUUCUGCUAUCCCUUCGGCUCCGAUCACGACACCAGCCGUUACGAUAUCCGAUGACGACGACGACGAAGAUAACGCAGACGUAUCGUUCCUGAACGAAUCGAUCAAAUCGGCGGCCGUUGAUCACGCCUAUCACCGAUCGCUGUAUCCGAAUUUACAAGGACUGAAAGAAAGCGUUCGUCCUGUUGCAUCCGGCACCAACGAUGCUGCCAAAGCUGCCCCAACAACAUCAGGACCAAGUGCCUCGGAAUCGCCCAAACAACAACAAUCUGAGACUGGAGCCACAGCUGGAGCCAGUUCACCCUCGUCUGAACCGUACCCGAGUAUUUUACCGGAUAAGUUAUUCGAAAUGUGGAAGAACUCGGUGCCUAUCCCCCAACAAAUGCAGGAAACCGUAUCGUCCGUCUUGAGCUCGGUCUCGAAUGAGAUAAGUAACGCCGCUAAUGCCGCUCGUGCCGCAGCUGCAGCCGCAGCCAACAUCGUGCCCAAUGUUCCGACACCGCCUGCACCUGCCUCUACGGCUCCUUCGUUCCGGGAAACAUUGAAGAAAGCCCACGAAUACGCUUACGAGGCUGCAGCAGCUGCCGCCAAACAAGCUGAGAUGAAUUACGCCGCUACUGUCGCCCGUGCCGAGGCCGCAGCGGCGGCCAACAGCGUGCCCAACGUUCCGACACCACCUUCCCCUACGGCUCCUUCGCUGCUGAACGAAUUAACAGAGAGAGCGCGGGAAAACUUAAAGAAAGCUCACGAAUACGCUUACGAGGCUGCAGCAGCUGCCGCCAGACAAGCUGAGAUGAAUUACGCCGCUACUGUCGCCCGUACCGAGGCUGCAGCUGCGGCUAACAGCGUGCCCAACGUUCCGACACCACCUUCCCCUACAGCCCCUUCGCUGCUGAACGAAUUGACAGAGAGAGCCCAAAAAUACGCUUUCGAGGCUGCAGCAGCUGCCGCCAGAAGUGUCCCGAUACAGCCUACGUCGCCGUCUGCCGCAUCUUCUUCCAUAUGGAACGAUAUAGAUAAAGCUACGAAUUACGCUCGUGCUGCUGCUGCUAACUUUAUCCCCGAUCCUUCGGCUUGGGCCAACAAACCGCAAGAUUCGAAUGUUGCUGCCGGAGCAGCCGCCGCUGAAUCGAAACCGUCUACGAGUCAACCACCGGAGGAAAAACGCCAAAAAAGUGUAUCUUUUACGAUCGAAUUGGAACAGCCGCAGCCACAGCAGCCGCAGCAAGCGCAGCAAACUGGCCAAAGUGGCAACGCCGCCCAUAUCUCCUCGAUGUAUAUGAAUCUCUCGGAGCAAACGCAUUCAGAUCUGCGUACCUUACACGAUAUGGGAUUUAACGACGACCCGUAUAUUAUUUAUUUACUGGAACUGUUCCAUAAUGACUUGGACAAAGUUAUAGAAAGUUUAAUUCAUUAUUCUGGUUAAUAAAGAAUAGAAAAAGUAAUUGCAACCCGGACGACACCUCUGGUAGAUCAUUUUGACGAAGAAUAAUAUUCAACUUUCGUAUUCCCUCUUUUUUUUUGGUUCCAUAUUUUUUUCUUAUAAUUUUUCCCCUCUCGAUGAUGAGUUAGAUUUACUAUACAUAUAGGAGUAUAUAUCUCGUUUGAAUGUUUUCUUACUUUUAUUUAUUUUUUCACGUCCGCAUCUUUUACGUAUUUUUUUGGGGUUUUGUUUUUCCUUUUUUUAAAUUUAUUAUUCCCUCUUAAUAUUGUUACUUUUUAAUAUUUAGAUCAAUGAUUAUGUUUAGAGGGUGCUUGCAUUUGACUUUUUUUUGAGUUGAUUUAUAAUAACCGUAUACUUUGGUUAUAAUUAUUAUUCUAUGCAGUACUUUAAUCUGGUAUUAAUGUGCCACGUCAUUCUUCUGGUAUCUGAAUUAUUUUUAUUAUUAUUAUGGAGGGUAAUUUUAGAUGACCUAAAUAAUUAUAUUCUUAUUUUAAUCGAAUAUUAUGUACAAGUAUGUAUCUGUGUGCUUGAGUAGAAUUAUACGUAUAGUUAUUUUAAUAAAUAAUAAAUGUAUUGUUUUAAUUCA